Molecule: messenger RNA, 712 nt
Organism: Pygocentrus nattereri (red-bellied piranha)
Lineage: Eukaryota; Metazoa; Chordata; Actinopteri; Characiformes; Serrasalmidae
Gene: sdhc
Product: succinate dehydrogenase complex, subunit C, integral membrane protein
Exons: 6
Coding region: 59-568 (169 amino acids)
Biological process (GO): mitochondrial electron transport, succinate to ubiquinone; tricarboxylic acid cycle
Cellular component (GO): membrane
Molecular function (GO): electron transfer activity; succinate dehydrogenase activity
Source: RefSeq, a predicted model, not a curated record
CUGGAAAUCUGUGGAAAUCUGCUACAUCCGCCUGCGUCACUUCCUCGCCUCAGAAAACAUGGCGUUGCUACUAAGGAUGGUGGCCCGGCAGGGUCUAUGUUCAUCACGGACGCAGUUCAGCGUACUCUAUAGGCAUGCUGUUCCUAUGGGAACCUCAGCGAAAGAGGAGAUGAACAGAUUCUGGGAAAAAAAUACUCAACUGAACAGACCCCUGUCUCCCCAUAUAUCCAUCUAUAGGUGGUCAAUCCCCAUGGCGAUGUCAAUCACUCACAGAGGAACAGGAAUAGCUCUCAGUGGAGGUAUUUCUGCCUUUGCAUUGGCUGCGCUGGUGUUGCCGGGCAGUUUUCCGUAUUACCUGGACCUGAUCCACUCCCUGUCCUUUGGUCCUGCUCUUAUCACCGCUUCCAAAUUUGCUGUGUCCUUCCCUGUGGCUUUUCAUACUUUCAAUGGCAUCCGUCACCUGUCAUGGGAUGUGGGCAAGGGCUUGAAGAUACCUGAGGUCUAUCGCUCUGGCUACAUCGUUAUCACUCUGUCCAUCCUCACCUCUCUCGCCCUCACUGCACUCUGAACACAGGAGAGAGGAGAAGUAGAAGAAAAGAGAUGAAGAAUGACAGCUGAGAAAGCGAGAGAAGUUUUUGUUUGUUUUUGUGUGUCUUGUCUUGAAAUGGUCUUUAUGGCCCUCAUUAAUACAAUAAAUUAAGAAAUUUAUCUA